CUGGAAAUUCAAUCGACGUCGUUUUCCAGAGAAGAAAAACAAAAAAAAAAAUACGAUCAUGGCGAUGCUCAUGGCUUCAAGGUUUAACCGCGAAGCUAAGCUCGCAUCUCAAUUACUAUCUACACUCGUGGGAAAGCGAAGCUGCAACAACACAGUGAGAGCAUCAUCAUCCAUGGCAACCGCAUCUUCCUCUACUCUCCUCCUUAACCCGUUGACCUCUUCCAGUCUCCGUCAUCUCAGAUGCUCGCCGGAAAUCUCCUCUCUCUCUUUCUCCGCGCGUGCGACUGCCUCCGAUUUUCCUCUAGCGAUGAAGAGGCAGACUCGGAGUUAUGGAGAUGUCUCGGAACGAGAUCCGUCUGUUGUGUGCGAGGCCGUUAAGCGCGAGACUGGAGCUGAUGGGCUCAACAUCGCCGAGAAUGUGUCUCAGCUCAUUGGGAAAACUCCUAUGGUGUACUUGAAUAGUAUAGCAAAGGAUUGUGUAGCGAAUAUUGCUGCCAAACUCGAGAUCAUGGAGCCAUGUUGCAGUGUCAAGGAUAGAAUUGGGUACAGUAUGGUUACUGAUGCUGAGCAAAAAGGACUUAUAGCACCUGGAAAAAGUGUUCUUGUGGAACCUACCAGUGGAAACACGGGUAUUGGCUUAGCGUUUAUUGCUGCUUCAAGAGGCUAUAGACUCAUCUUGACGAUGCCAUCAUCCAUGAGUAUGGAAAGAAGGGUUCUUUUAAAGGCAUUUGGAGCUGAGCUUGUAUUAACAGAUCCUGCAAAAGGCAUGACUGGAGCGGUUCUGAAGGCUGAAGAAAUCUUGAAAUCCACUCCCGAUGCAUACAUGCUCCAACAGUUUGAUAACCCUGCCAAUCCAAAGAUUCAUUACGAGACUACUGGUCCUGAGAUAUGGGAAGAUACAAAGGGCAAGGUGGAUAUAUUUGUUGCGGGAAUUGGAACUGGUGGGACUAUCACUGGUGUUGGUCGAUUCAUUAAAGAGAAAAACCCCAAAGUACAGGUUAUUGGUGUAGAACCCACCGAAAGCGACAUACUUUCUGGUGGCAAACCAGGACCUCAUAAGAUUCAAGGAAUUGGAGCUGGAUUUAUACCUAAGAAUUUGGAUCAGAAAAUUAUGGAUGAAGUCAUAGCGAUUUCAAGUGAGGAAGCUAUAGAAACCGCGAAGCAACUAGCACUUCGGGAAGGCUUGAUGGUUGGUAUAUCAUCUGGAGCUGCUGCUGCGGCUGCAAUCAGAGUCGCAAACAGACCUGAGAAUGCCGGAAAACUCAUAGCUGUAAGUCCUUUUUCUUUGGGGAGCGAUAUUUAUCGACUCCACUUUUCCAAUCGAUCCGAGAAGAGGUCGAGAAAAUGCAGCCUGAGGUAUGAACAAGAGCAACUUGGUCUACUUCUGCAAAUCUCUUUCUUCUAUUGUUACUUUUGCACUCUUGAGUGCUAAGCAAUUGCUGUUUGUCAAUAAGCCAAAUAGUGAAACCGGUUUGAGUUCUAUUUUAGACAUCAAUCAAAUAUUCUUAUGUAUCGCUCAACAUUUUUAUUGGAAAUCACUAAUUAGUUACA
Molecule: messenger RNA, 1551 nt
Organism: Eutrema salsugineum
Lineage: Eukaryota; Viridiplantae; Streptophyta; Magnoliopsida; Brassicales; Brassicaceae
Product: cysteine synthase, mitochondrial
Exons: 10
Coding region: 59-1432 (457 amino acids)
Biological process (GO): double fertilization forming a zygote and endosperm; pollen tube growth
Cellular component (GO): cytoplasm
Molecular function (GO): cysteine synthase activity
Source: RefSeq, a predicted model, not a curated record